Molecule: messenger RNA, 3716 nt
Organism: Malaclemys terrapin pileata
Lineage: Eukaryota; Metazoa; Chordata; Testudines; Emydidae
Gene: DRD1
Product: dopamine receptor D1
Exons: 1
Coding region: 562-1917 (451 amino acids)
Biological process (GO): vasodilation; G protein-coupled dopamine receptor signaling pathway; adenylate cyclase-activating adrenergic receptor signaling pathway
Cellular component (GO): plasma membrane
Molecular function (GO): G protein-coupled receptor activity; dopamine neurotransmitter receptor activity, coupled via Gs
Source: RefSeq, a predicted model, not a curated record
UAGCUGGAAUGCACUGAGGGUGAAAAGGGGAGAAAAAAAACGUCUCAUCAGUUAGAGGUUUGUGAAAUUAAAUUAGAAACAAAAGCACCUAAUGUAAUACGCUUCAGUAGAUCUGAAGGGCUAGUCAAAUGGACACUGGAAACACUGGAUCAAUAGCCUAUUUAAGUGGGAAUAUGUGAUUGAAAAGUGAUUGCACUCUUGUCUGUUGGGUAUUUUUGUAGGGGACUCAAGCAGGACAUAUGCAGAUGGCCUGUUUUAAUUGGGAUAUUUUGUGCUUGAGUAGUACAAUGUAAUUCAGAAGGGAUUACUAAAAAAAAAAAAAUCGGUGCAGAGUUGACUGUGUUUGUAAAUUUCAGCUACUUGCCACACAGCUUUUGAUGCCUCUUAAUGUGAUUCCUAAGGAGCAUGGGGUCCACCCAAGGGUGAAGAGACUAUAACACAAACCUUCGGUCUGCCUGGCAAUGAGUAAUUAAUGGACGCCUGAUGUAUCUGUAGUCUCUCCAAGCAAAGGAGUUGAUGUCAUCAUGAUUUUCAUGAUAUGAUUUUCCCUCAGGAGAAGCUAUGACUUGGAACGACACCACAAUGGACGGGGAAGAGUUGCUCGGGGAAAGGGACUCCUCCUUUCGGAUCCUUACAGGCUGCUUUCUUUCUUUGCUGAUACUUUCCACGCUUCUGGGGAACACAUUGGUGUGUGCAGCUGUCAUUAGAUUUCGCCAUCUGAGGUCCAAGGUGACCAACUUCUUUGUAAUCUCCUUGGCAGUGUCAGAUCUUUUAGUGGCAGUCUUGGUCAUGCCUUGGAAAGCUGUUGCUGAGAUAGCUGGUUUCUGGCCUUUUGGUUCAUUCUGUAACAUCUGGGUGGCAUUUGAUAUUAUGUGCUCCACGGCCUCAAUCUUAAACCUUUGUGUCAUUAGUGUGGACAGAUACUGGGCCAUCUCUAGUCCAUUCAGGUAUGAGAGGAAAAUGACCCCCAAGGCAGCUUUCAUCAUGAUCAGUGUGGCAUGGACCUUGUCUGUAUUGAUUUCCUUCAUUCCUGUGCAGCUGAACUGGCACAAAGCUACAACCACAAGCUUUUUAGAGCUAAAUGCUAGUUCCCAAGACAUAACCAUGGACAACUGUGAUUCCAGUCUAAACAGGAUGUAUGCCAUCUCCUCUUCUCUAAUUAGCUUUUACAUCCCAGUGGCCAUCAUGAUCGUCACCUAUACAAGGAUAUACAGGAUUGCUCAAAAACAAAUAAGACGCAUCUCGGCUUUGGAAAGAGCAGCAGUGCAUGCUAAGAACUGCCAAAACACUACAGGGAAUGGAAACAGUAUGGAUUGCCAGCAACCAGAAAGCUCCUUUAAAAUGUCCUUCAAGAGGGAAACGAAAGUCUUAAAGACUUUGUCAGUGAUCAUGGGGGUGUUUGUAUGCUGCUGGUUACCCUUUUUCAUAUUGAACUGCAUGGUGCCCUUUUGUGAGCCCAGCCCACCAUCCAAGGGAGCAGAACCCUUUUGCAUUAGUUCCACCACCUUUGAUGUUUUUGUUUGGUUUGGAUGGGCUAAUUCCUCACUGAACCCCAUCAUUUAUGCCUUCAAUGCUGAUUUCCGCAAGGCAUUUUCAACUCUGCUAGGAUGCUACAGACUCUGCCCUACUUCCAACAACGCUAUAGAGACCGUUAGUAUCAACAACAAUGGGGCAGUUGUUUUUUCAAGCCAUCAUGAGCCUAGAGGGUCUAGCCCAAAAGAGUGUAACCUGGUGUAUCUGAUCCCACAUGCUAUUAUCUGCCCAGAAGAAGAACUUCUGAAAAAGGAAGAAGAGGGUGAACUAUCUAAGACCUUGGAGAAAAUGUCUCCAGCACUGUCCGGUAUCUUGGAUUAUGAAGCUGAUGUGUCUUUGGAAAAGAUCAACCCCAUCACUCAGAAUGGGCAACAUAAAACAUGAACACUGAGGUUAGCCCAGCAAAAUCUAAUAGUCAAAAAAGAUAUAUAAGAUUUUUUGGUAAGAAACUAAGCUCUAGUGAGAAUUAUACUGUCACGCAAAGCUCAGAGUUGAUUAUUGGGUGUUCAAAUCAAAGAUAAAAUUUUAAACAAAAAAGAUAUUGAAAACCCAAAGGUAUUUCUGUGUUGUUCAUACUGAAUAAAACAGAGACACAAAUGUAGGUACAAAGCAGUGUCAAAGAAAAUAUUUCUUCUGCUCUAUAAAUAUUUAUAGAAACUGGUUUCUAUCUUAAAAUGGGACAAGAAAAAACCCAUUAACAACUUAACAAUUAACCUUUGAAGAAAAUCAGAGGAUUUAAUUUGCCAUGUAUAGUACUAUUGGGUGCUACCAGGUUCUAAGUAAAGUUUGAGGGAUUAAAAAGGUAGGUAGAUGCCUUCUAAAAUUAUUUCUGAAAAACAACGAGCCUUACAAUGAGAAUGGGUAUUUUUAAAGAUUUGGGAGAUAAUAUGUUGAUAUUGGUUUUAUUUAUUUAUUGUUUAAAAUUGAUAUUUUUCAUAUGUUAUAACAGAUCUAGCUUUAUUUAACUUAUUUAAAAUGUCUAAAUAAUGGGAUAUUUCAAGGGUCUCACAACUGCAUUUUGACCAGUCAACUAGUCAGCACUUUAAUAAUGACCAUUAAAAACAAAAGAAAAAACCCUCUCUGAUAGUCUGGGUAGCCAAUGAAGUAAAUAAAGAAGAAGCAAUCAUAAAAAGCACAGCAAAGGAUGGGGGAGUUAAUGAAGCUGAAGCUGUGUAGAAUUUAUUUAUUUUUUGUGGGAUUGCUUAAAAAAAAUAGGACCAGAGUUGACGGAUUGACAAGCUGAGAAAGCUCUUCCCUUAUAGAAAUAAAAGGAAUUGCUGCUAUUUAUUUUAAAAAGUUUCAUGUUACAAAGACUUUGCUAGAAUGUCAGUUUGUGGAUCUGUAAAUACCUUAAAUAUGAAUACCACCUUAAGAAGAAUCCAAUUUGAGAAGAGAAGCUUCUUAUAUAACAAUCAUUAGUAUAUAAUGUUUUGUAUUUAUGUAAGAUAAACAGCUUUCUCAGACUUUUCUUAUUUCAAGUCUUGGAUAUCUUUUCUGAAUAAACACAAUUGAUUAUAAUGGUAGUAAAUAUGACAAAUCUUUUUACCAUCUGUAUUAUUGCAGAAACACCAGUAGUCAAAAAUCAUGCUGUCUGUCUGCUAAUGUAUCACAGCCAGAAUAACUUAACAAGUGAGGUACUUUAGUGCUUUACUUUGAAAACUAGAAUGACAUUAAUUUUAGUCUUAAAUAUGUUAAUAGUUCAUUGAAUAAUGAAUAGUGCCUCAUUUCCAUUUUGGAUGAAGACAUUUCUAAAUGUCUAUGGAGCUUCAAUCCCCAUUUCCAGAUGUCUUGUGAGCUCCAUAAAAUUUGCCAAUGUUUAUUUUGACAACUGUUACUUUUUCAUUGUACUCUGAAAUCAAAAUCCCUGCCUCUUUUCCUUUGUAAUGUCAAAAGCAGUCAGUAAACAUUAGCAACAGUCAUCGGCAGGCAUUCCUAUACGGACACAUUCCAAGAGAGCCAUUUGUUUUUGGAAUGUUAGCAAAAUAUCCUUCUGAGAAACUCUUCACAACCUUUAUCAAAAAGUGUUAUCAGGAAAAGAAAACCGAGAGAAAAAUUAGAAGUCUAAUGAAAUAUAUACAUCCUGCAUCAGGUCUGUGUUAUUUAUGUAUUGUGAAUGUUUUCAUAAUUUUAUUGCCUGUAUGCUGCUUUCAUACAUAUAAUAAAAUUAUUUUGUGAACAGAAGG